Molecule: messenger RNA, 2025 nt
Organism: Fragaria vesca subsp. vesca
Lineage: Eukaryota; Viridiplantae; Streptophyta; Magnoliopsida; Rosales; Rosaceae
Exons: 8
Coding region: 1-2025 (674 amino acids)
Source: RefSeq, a predicted model, not a curated record
AUGGAUAACAAUGUGUCUGCGGGAGCAAUGAGUAGUAAAAACCGAUUGGAGAGUUCGAAUCAAAAUGGUAACUCCUCCAGUGAGAAAGGGACAACACAUAGGAACCAGGCUGCAUCAGUAGAAGAUAUGGAGAAUAAUUUGUCUGCGAGAGCAACGAGUUAUAGUAAAGACCAAUUGGAGACAUCACAUCAAAAUGGUAACUCCUCCGGUGACAAAGAAACUACACAGAGGUACCAGGCUGCAUCACCAAAAGAUAUGGAGAACAAUUUGUCUGCGAGAGCAACAAGUGAUAGAAUAAACAGAUUGGAGGCAUCACAUCAAAUCGGUAUUUCCUCCAGUGAGAGAGGAACUACUCAGAGGUACCAGACUGGAUCACCAAAAGAUAUGGAGAACAAUUUGUCUGCGAGAGCAACAAGUGAGAGCAAAGACCGAAUGGAGACAUCGAAUCAAACUGGUAGCUCUUCCAGUGAGAAAGCAACUACACAUAGGUACCAAGCUGCAUUAAAGUUGCAGAAAGUGUACAAGAGUUUCCGGACAAGAAGACAGCUUGCAGAUUGUGCAAUUCUUGUGGAGCAGAGAUGGUGGAAGGUGCUAGAUUUUGCUGAACUCAAGCGGAGCUCUAUAUCAUUUUUCGACAUUAAGAAGCCUGAAACAGCUGUUUCUCGUUGGGCAAGAGCAAGAACCAGAGCUGCCAAGGUGGGAAAGGGUUUGUCUAAGGACAAAAAAGCUCGUAAACUUGCUUUGCAGCAUUGGUUGGAGGCAAUUGAUCCCCGACAUCGGUAUGGACAUAAUCUUCACUUCUACUAUGCCAAAUGGCUCCACUGUGAGAGUAAACAGCCCUUCUUUUAUUGGCUUGAUAUAGGGGAGGGAAGAGAACUCAACCAUGAAGCAUGUCCUCGGUCAAAGCUUCAAACACAAUGCAUCAAGUAUCUUGGCCCGGUAGAGAGAAAGGCUUACGAAGUUGUGGUAGAGGACGGGAAGUUGAUUUACAAGGACAGUGGAGUGCUUCUUGAUACAACAAAAGGCCCCAAAGAAUCGAAGUGGAUAUUUGUCCUAAGUGUGUCCAAGGACUUAUAUGUUGGACAGAAGAGCAAGGGUACAUUUCAACAUUCAAGUUUCUUGGCAGGCGGAGCCACAUUGUCUGCUGGAAGAUUAGUAGUUGAUAAUGGAAUUCUAAAGUCAGUUUGGCCUCACAGUGGGCAUUAUCUCCCAACAGAAGAAAAUUUUGAUGAAUUUAUGUCAUUCCUUCUGGAAAACAACGUGGAUCUCACUAACGUUAAGACUGCAUGUGAGGAUGAUGAAGGAGGCGUUUUAAGCAAAAAGAACAGCAUCAGAGUCCGAAACAGCCCACGGAAAGCAGAUUCAUCUAAAGACACUAUAACAAUAAAAGCUGAAGGCACAGUGGAAGAGAGCACUGAUUCAAGCAAGGAGAACUCUAACUGUGCAGAACACCCUCCUCUAUUGUCAAGAUUACCGGAAGGGUUCUGCUCAAAGAUAGCCAAACUUGAAAUACCAGGAAAAGACGUGAUUGAAGAUAAAGAACAACCUCCACUAACUUGUCGCGAAUAUUUUCCAGAUUCAAAUUCAGGUUCAGACUCAGAUUCCGAAGAUGGUUAUGCAACAGCAGAUGAAGAAUCAAAACUGAGAGAGGAAGAUUUCAUGGUGUCGAAACAGAACUUGUUUGAUGAAGAUGCAAGUGAUGAAGAAGAAGAAAAGCCAAUAUCAAAAGAGAAAAUCAUGCAGAGGAUUAGUUCACAUAAAGGAAUGAAUUCGUACCAGUUAGGUCAGCAUUUGAGCACAAAAUGGAGCACAGGAGCUGGCCCUAGGAUCGGUUGCAUGAGGGACUAUCCUUCAGAGCUUCAAUUCCGGGUUCUGCAGCAGGCUUACUUGUCUCCAAGGCCAGUAGGAAGAAGUAGUACUCCUCGGAUGGUUUGUCCAACUCCUUUAAGUAGAGAAUUAAAGAAACCAGUGUCCGGUUGCACUCCCAAAGCUCAAAAACCCAAACGACAGUACACCAUAGGGUGA